AGUACUUUGCAGCUUCCUUGCGGAGCUUCUGCAGCUCAAUUCGAUCCUUGGAGAUUAUUCCAUCGGUUAAAUAUUAAAGAUGUGAAAGGUUCGUCCCUUCUCUUGUUGGGUGACAUUAACCUCUACUUCGGCCUCGUCGAUGCUAGGUUUAGGAAGGAGCUCCAUAGGGAUUACACUUGGGAGCUCAUCAUGGAAUGA
Molecule: messenger RNA, 198 nt
Organism: Ilex paraguariensis (yerba mate)
Lineage: Eukaryota; Viridiplantae; Streptophyta; Magnoliopsida; Aquifoliales; Aquifoliaceae
Source: the annotation of a GenBank genome assembly